GGACUGAGGAGUGACUAGCCCGUGCCACCAUCGCGAACCAGUUGUUAGAGAGAGAGAGAGAUGGGUCUGAUUUCUCUCUCAACUCAGACUCAGUCUCAGUUUCAGGCUCUCUGAUGGGUGAGCAAACCCAAACCCAAACCCAAACUACUCAGCCACCCUCUUCUUUACCCGAGAAUCCAUCGCCGGCGAAGUCUCGGAAGAUGUCCUCUCACUCUUCUCCACGGACGGCCAUUUUUCUGCCAAUUACGAGACUGUUGUCUUCUGAUGAUGUUGUCGCUGCCGCUCUCCGCCACCUGAGAAGAUCCGACCCGGUUCUUGCUCCGGUGAUUGAUGCGUAUGAGCCACCGAAAUUCGAGAAUUCGGACACUCCGUUUCUGGCUUUAGCGAAGAGCAUUUUAUACCAGCAAAUUACGCACAAGGCCGGCACCACCAUUUACAACCGCUUUGUGUCGCUCUGCGGCGGGGAGACUAGGGUUUGUCCAAUCUCGGUUCUGGCGCUGACCCCUCCGCAGCUUCUCCAAAUUGGGGUUUCGGCUCGGAAAGUGAGCUUCUUGCACGACCUUGCGAACAAGUAUCGGACCGGAAUUUUAUCGGAUUCGAAGAUUUUGAAGAUGGAAGAUAGGGCUUUGGUUUCAUUGAUAGCGAUGGUGAAGGGUUUUGGCGUGUUGUCCGUACACUUGUUCAUGAUCUUCGCUCUUCACCGCCCCGAUGUGCUUCCGGUGGGCGACGCUAAUCUCCGAAAAGGGGUUCAAAUGCUCUACGGUCUUGAAGAAUUGCCGCGGCCUUCGCAGAUGGAGAAGCUCUGCGAGCGGUGGAGGCCUUAUAGGUCUGUUGCUUCUUGGUAUAUAUGGAGACUAAGUGAGGCCAAUGGAGUUCAGGGCAAGGCUGAAUCCGGAGAAACUGGUGCUGGAUCGCGUAAGGGACCUGCAACAACUUGAGGGUGUGGCUGGAAAUUGCGAAAAUUGGCUUCGUGAAUUCCGGGGUGGGGUCAGAAAGACAUUUUUAUGCCUGUGAUUGAAUUGGAAACCAUAUUUAGAGAAUACUUUCUGGCUAAAAGAAGAACCAAAAAGGGAAAGGGAAUUUCUCCGGCCACUGAAAGUAUAAAUAAACACAAUAGAAUUUUUAGUGGCCUUUAAUGCCACAUUAUUCUACGCUUAGUGGUGGACUUUUCUGUCACGAAAUACCUUACUUUAAAGUGCAAAUAAAACCUCAUUUUUUCAAUGCUUUUUUAGGUUUAUAUUUUUAAAGAACUGAAACCAUAUUUUCUAAAUGUGGUAUGAGUUUAUUUUGAAACUGAAUCUCUGCAGGUUUAGCUCUUUAUUAAAACCUGAAAUUGGGUUUGGCUUGCACAUUUUGUGUUGUUUUACAAAAGAAUGAUUUUUGAAACUAUUGUGGCCGAAUCCUUGGUCGAUGAAGGAUUUGUAUCAUGCACAAAAUUUUCAAAAUCAUACAAUUUGGGGGAAAACUCCUUUUUGAAGGAUUGAUUCGGCUGGAGCUCCUAUUCUUUGUAGAAAAUGUUUCAAUCUUCAAUCUUUUGGAAAGACCCCCUAGUUUUUUUAGGGGCUUUUAUAUUUAUGGACAUGUGUUGAGGGAGAAUCUAUU
Vitis riparia (riverbank grape) is the source of this 1602-nucleotide messenger RNA. RefSeq names its product DNA-3-methyladenine glycosylase 1-like. The coding region runs from base 114 to 938 and encodes 274 amino acids. Gene Ontology annotation, molecular function: DNA-3-methyladenine glycosylase activity; alkylated DNA binding; DNA-7-methylguanine glycosylase activity. Gene Ontology annotation, cellular component: nucleus; protein-DNA complex. The transcript is spliced from 2 exons. Gene Ontology annotation, biological process: base-excision repair, AP site formation; base-excision repair; DNA alkylation repair. The record is from RefSeq and is a predicted model, not a curated record. Lineage: Eukaryota; Viridiplantae; Streptophyta; Magnoliopsida; Vitales; Vitaceae.